AUGACUAUUGAGGAGGAAACGGUUUCAACACAAGUGGCAGAUAAUGGUUUGGAACUUUCACUCUCUGAAGCAGUAAGACCAAAUACAUUGGCAAAUUAUGUAGGUCAGAGGCAUUUACUCAAUGAAGAGGAAGGAAUCUUUGCGAAUUACAUCCGUAUGGGGUAUUUGCCAUCUAUGCUUCUCAUUGGCCCACCGGGAAGUGGGAAAACCACUUUAGCGAGACUAGUAGCGAAAAGCUGUGGCUAUGCCACGUCAAACAUAAUUGAAUUAUCGGCAACAACUUUGACUACGGAAAACAUCAAAAAUUUGGUGAACGACUGCCAAGAGCAACUUGUUGUGUUCAUUGAUGAAAUUCAUAGGCUAAGCAAAGUUCAACAGGAUUGGUUAUUGCCAUUUGUGGAGGACGGAAAAAUUGUAUUGAUUGGCGCAACAACGCUUGAAACUCCGCUGAGACGUAUUCGAAAAGCUAUUUUAUCAAGAUGUCAAGUAUUUCCAUUGCAAAGAUUACAUGACGACGAACUAUUGUCUGUACUACAUUCAGCUAUUGAUUUUGAAAAUCAGAGAAGAAGCAGAAGAAGUAGGAACAACAAUAACACUAACAACGACCGCGAAGAAUUGGGAAAAGCUGAAACAUCAAAAUCCGGCGAGCUUCAAUUUUCGGAUAACGCAUUACUUGGUAUUGUACGCGCAGUCAAUGGCGAUAUACGCGCUGCAAUAAACACAAUAGAAAGGGUUAGCCAUACAUUUAAAACAGGUCAUGAUCACAAAAUUACAAGUGCCGAAAUGAAUUUAGUAUUGAAGACACAUACUCGAGGCCAAACACACUUGAAUGAGUUGUACGAUUUUUUGUUUGCCUCAUUACGUGAAGGGUGCUCGAAGCACGCUCAUGCAAGACUUUCAGUUGGUCUGUCGGCGAUUGAAUCUGGCAAAUAUAAAGGGGAUAUAUCUGAGUAUAUUCAACAAAUGGAGGUCUCUGAUGAUGAGCUUAUUGACAUGGAAAGCAGUGAUACAAGUACCUUUCAAGAUCCUUUGUAUUUGCUUCUACCACGGCAUUUGCUGCUGGUGCAGCUGCAAAUUGAACAAAGCAUCACAAGAUCAAUCUAUCUAUCUCUUUUGAUUUUAAAAGAAGGCGAUACUCCGCAGCAAUUACUUAAGCGAUUAAUCUUGUUUGCAUUUGAGCAUCUUGAUUUAACACCCAGAAUCCUAAGCACUUUCACAUCAUUGUGCAAAAUCAGCAUACAGGAAACACAGGAAACUUUAUCGCGCACGCUUCAUGACCUCAUCCAUCUAAUAGUUUCGGAGGGAACAAUUCUGACCAAUUUGGGAAAUCAUUACCUACAUGCUCGUGAAUACUUUCAACAUUCCAAAAGGAAUCGGGCUAUACCAAAGAACGUUGGCGAGCUUGAAAUAUAUUAUGACGCGGCAGAGUUGGCGAAAGUUGAAGCCCAGCCUCAAGUUUCCUUGUUUCCCGAUAUGGAAAUCCAAAUUACUUCACCUACGAUUACAUUUGACUCACGGGAGAUAGAGCAAGUAGAAAUUGGCUACUCGUGA
This is a messenger RNA of Lodderomyces elongisporus, 1551 nucleotides long. RefSeq lists its product as uncharacterized. The coding region runs from base 1 to 1551 and encodes 516 amino acids. Gene Ontology annotation, molecular function: single-stranded DNA helicase activity; ATP hydrolysis activity; four-way junction helicase activity. Gene Ontology annotation, cellular component: nucleus. Gene Ontology annotation, biological process: DNA synthesis involved in DNA repair; DNA repair; DNA-templated DNA replication. NCBI's taxonomy places the organism in Eukaryota, Fungi, Ascomycota, Pichiomycetes, Serinales, Debaryomycetaceae. The transcript has a single exon. The record is from RefSeq and is a predicted model, not a curated record.